Molecule: messenger RNA, 432 nt
Organism: Haemonchus placei
Lineage: Eukaryota; Metazoa; Nematoda; Chromadorea; Rhabditida; Trichostrongylidae
Source: the annotation of a GenBank genome assembly
AUGGCCAAUACCUCUGAAAAACAAGCUCGAAUGAAUUCAUUGCUAAAUAGAAAGCGAAAAGCGGAGACCGCUAGUCAGGCUGCAGUUGAGUCUUCCUCGGGAUCGUCAUCAACCCCAAAUGAGAGGGAGCAAUCACCGACAAAACUGACGCCAGAAGAAGAGGAAAAAAGAAAAGCCACAGAGUUGAUUCUCCGCGAAGCGAAGAUGGCCAAAGAACGAGCGGAAAGGGUUGGACCUCAGGGCUGCAUUCUUGCGACUUUCAUAAUAACACUUACUUCACCUUUCCGAACUGUUAAGCCUCCAUCUGUGUUUUUUACUACAAGAAUCAGGUUACGACCGAAGAGCCUCAACACCAACAAGCAGUUCCUCCAUCGCACGCUUGCGGCUACCCUCCCAGAAAGGAAGCCGAAAAAACGGAAAUCGCCCGAAUAG